Didymodactylos carnosus is the source of this 663-nucleotide messenger RNA. The record is from the annotation of a GenBank genome assembly. NCBI's taxonomy places the organism in Eukaryota, Metazoa, Rotifera, Eurotatoria, Philodinida, Philodinidae.
AUGAAUGAGACUGAACUAGUCGAUAAACCCAAGAAAUCAGUAAAAAUGGUUAAUAGUUUAUUUAACAGAAGUAUUGAUCAUUAUAAUUAUGGCCUACAAACGAAGAAUAAUAUUCGAGGAAUUUCUAAUCUUAAUGAACAACAAACAAGAAACGAAACACAACAACAACCAAACAGCAAUCAUCAAAUGCAAAAAAAUGCACAAAAGCUUUCAUUUAAUUCAACAUCUAGUGGUAGUAUGUGUUCAGAUAAAUCAACAAGCAAUUUAGAUACUACAAAACAAGAACCCUUUACACAUAUUGCAUCUGGAAACAAGACUUCUAGUCAAUAUGCAGCAAAACUUGUCUCAACUUUAUUAAAAGUUCGAAAGACUCAAACUACAUCACCUGAAGAAUCAGCGAGACAACAAAUAAGAAGUUCACAAGAAACAAAGUCAAUUUCGGAAAAUGUUUCGUUCAACUUGAAAGAACGACGAGUUAGAUUAAUAAAACCAAUGUCAAAAAAUUCGAUAUUGGACACAACAAAAAGAACGCGAUCAAGCACUGUCAUAUCUGGUGCUGAAUAUCUUUCUCGACAAUCAAAUGUCCAAAUACCCUUAGCCAUUGAGGUUGAAAAAAUUAAAAGAAAUAUAUUUACGAAAUGCCCAAUUACAGAAAAAAGAUAA